Lytechinus pictus (painted urchin) is the source of this 1223-nucleotide messenger RNA. RefSeq names its product xylulose kinase-like. Gene Ontology annotation, cellular component: cytosol. The transcript has 9 exons. Gene Ontology annotation, molecular function: D-xylulokinase activity. The coding region runs from base 213 to 1214 and encodes 333 amino acids. Gene Ontology annotation, biological process: xylulose metabolic process; phosphorylation. NCBI's taxonomy places the organism in Eukaryota, Metazoa, Echinodermata, Echinoidea, Temnopleuroida, Toxopneustidae. The record is from RefSeq and is a predicted model, not a curated record.
ACCGUAUAUUUCUUGUGGUGGAUCCGGAUUGCAUGCACAGCUUGCUAUGCUACAGCGGCGGUGGCCGCGCCGCGCCCCCGCGGGACUUCAGCUAGAGUACGUGUACGGUAUGUAGCCUGAACGCUAUAGGACUCAGGAGAAGGACGGUGCAGAAUCCUCCAUAUUCGAUCUUAGAAUAGCUAGAAGCACUGUGCAUAAGCUGUUACAUUAAAAUGGCAUCAUCAGAGAGCAAGUUGUUUCUUGGUUUUGAUUUUAGCACUCAAACAGCUAAAGCAAUUGCUGUCAAUGAUGCACUUCACGUUGUUGUGGAAACCAGUGUUAACUUUGAUCAUGAUCUGCCAGAAUAUAGAACUGAGGGUGGAGUCCAUAUUCAUGAUGACCAGUUGACUGUUACCUCACCAACCAUCAUGUGGGUCAAAGCAAUGGACAUUCUCCUUGACAGAUUGAAAGCACACAAACUGGACUUCAGCAAAGUAGCUGCUUUGUCAGGAACAGGACAGCAACAUGGGAGUGUGUUCUGGGAAAAUGGAUCUCAGGCUGUACUGAACAAACUCCAGUCAGAUAAACUCUUAAAAGAGCAGCUACAGGAUUCAUUUGCUGUGAAAGAAUCUCCAAUCUGGAUGGAUUCUAGUACUGCUGUACAUUGUAAGAACCUUGAAGAUGCACUAGGUGGACCUCAGAAUCUUGCCAAUAUUACCGGAUCCAGAGCAUAUGAGAGAUUUACUGGAAAUCAGAUAGCUAAAGUCUUUCAGGAUCAACCGAAUGCUUAUGUAGAUACAGAGCGAAUCUCUCUAGUGAGCAGUUUUGUUGCUUCCUUACUCUUGGGUGACUAUGCUGCUAUAGAUCAUAGUGAUGGAUCUGGAAUGAAUUUACUUGACAUUAACACCAAGCAGUGGUCUGAGGCAGCAUUAUCUGCAUGUGCACCAGGCCUCUCCCAGAGACUUGGUCAGUCAGUACCUUCCUAUACAAAUCUGGGCAAAAUUUCAGGUUAUUAUGUAGAUCGUUAUGGUUUCUCCCCCGAAUGUGCCAUCAUUGCAUUUACUGGAGAUAAUCCAGGUAAGAUAGUUUAUUCAAUAAAAAAUAGAAGAUUAUUCACCACUUCACAUAUUGAAUACUCUGUAGGUACAUGGAAGGGCAAGAAGUACUAUUCUCUGGAAAGGAGCUUUUUAUUCUUCUGCUCAUUAUAUUUACAUUUUUCAGAUAUAUCCAGUUAAAAAAGAUUG